Messenger RNA from Puccinia triticina, 2199 nucleotides. RefSeq lists its product as uncharacterized. The transcript has 8 exons. The record is from RefSeq and is a predicted model, not a curated record. NCBI's taxonomy places the organism in Eukaryota, Fungi, Basidiomycota, Pucciniomycetes, Pucciniales, Pucciniaceae. The coding region runs from base 1 to 2199 and encodes 732 amino acids.
AUGCCACCUAGAGGCCAGGCUCGGAAAAAACUUCAACCUUCCCCACCCAGAUUAGGGGGUCAAGUCACCUCACGCCGGACACGAUCUGGAAGAAAUUUCGCCCCUGAAUCAACUGAUGUUUUGGGGCAGCAGGAGAACGAUGAUUCAUCUUCUCGAUUGCGGACCCCUCGGCGAGCAAAGCAAAACCGAGUCACCCAGUCACCUCCACCCCCAGUCGGAGCAAAAGGCCGGAAAAGGAAAGUGCUAGUCGUUGAGAGUGACGAAGAAGAGGAAGUACGCCCUCCUAGGCGGCCGCGUCGGGGCCGCUCUCCAAAACGUCUCACUCAUUGUCCCCGGGAUAAGGAUCGGAAUGCGGCAUCGACAACAAGUUUUGAUUUCACUCAGAGUUCUUCAUGUACAGCGCCGCCUGUUGUCACUUUCCCCUGGGGAUUUUCCAUACCCAUCGCCGAACUCACUCAGGCUGACAAGACUCAGCUUCAAUUCAGUCGAGUAUCUGAGGCCGAUUUAGCAAAGGUUCUUACGCGCAUCGGAUGUAGCGUGGCAGGUCAAAGCAAGACCCAAUUAGUCCAACUUUGUAUUGCUUACGCCUUAACCAUUCAGCUGCCGCCGCUGGAACCGACCUUGCCAACUGAACCUAGUCAACAUCAACCCAACGAUUUGCCACUUGAACCUAACCAACAUCAACCGAUCGAAUCAGAUCCACAGCACCAACGCCGUAGCUCAAGCGCUGAUCCAAUCAACCACUCCGAUCCGGAACUUCAGACGCCUAAAGCCUCUGGAUCAAGAGAAACAGAUCUGAUUCAACUCAAAACUCCGGUCUGCCGUCCCAACCAAGUUCCUUCUUGUACCAACCGAGUUCCAAAUCAAAGUACCAUCAACAUCAAUUUUUCGAGCAAUGCCCUCUCAGACCGUCAAAUAUCAAGUGAAGCUACUCCCCGAGGUACACUCCCAGACGAUUAUGACGAAAUUGUUCCGGCCAUACCUUUGCCAAUGCCUCAAACUUCAGAUGCUCCAAUGACUGAUAGGGACGAUUUUAAAACUGUACAUACCGAAAAAUUAUCACUGAUUCAAGACGACAUCGCAUCUGCCGCUGAAAACUAUCGAGACAUCAUGGAAAAACUGGACGGCUUGCACGAUAAAGUAGACCACCAAGCCACACGAAGGACCCGUGAAAAACAAACUUCGACCAUCGACCCAUCCACUGUCUCUCGUUCUGGAAAGUUUAAAAAACUUAUAGGUCUUCUGUUUGAAUCUCUCUUUGGCUUGCCUGAGGGUGCAAUUUUACCCCCCCCUCCCCCUACUGCUCGCGAGAAAAAAAGUUGGCUGCGAGGCGUUGCCGCAUCAACACGAGACAACCCCGAACCUGAUACUCACUCCGACUCCGAAGCCUCCGAGACGAAUUCCAAUAGCAGUGAAGACAUUUCAGAUCCUCAUUUUCCGUAUCGUCGUACCGGAGGUCCUGGGCAUGUCUCCGCCUCCCAAGAACAGCUGAAGAUCAUGCAUGACAUGAUGAAAGAAAAAGGGAUGCGGCGAUUCCGUUUUGACUUCAAUUUAGCAUUAUCUGCGCCAGAAAAUCGACUUUGUUUAAAUCUGGCCAAGGACAUUUUUGUUUGCUUAGCAGAAUGCGACGAGUACGACGGGCUUCGGCCUGAGGAAAAAGACCCAGGUGUAGUUCUUUAUCAUCUCACAACUUAUGUCAAGGAACGUUAUGCGCGAAAGGUCAGGGCCGCGAAUAGUUGGACACCAGAUGAGCAGACAAAGAAUACCAACAUUGUAAAAAGAAAUGCUCGACGAACAAAUCUUAAAGCCGCUCGCCUAGAAUCUGCUAUAGAGAUUGGGGGCUUGAAUCACUUUCUCCCGGUUAUCAAAAAUGCUUGCAGUGACGACGAAACAGACGACGAAGCACUGUCGGCCGCCCCUGUCGCCAGUACUUCAAGAAGGGUUUCAGCUGGUACGAAAAGACACACGAAGAAGUUUUGCAAAGUUCGGCGGCUUCCAUGGCGCAGUCAAGCAUUGACGGAAGCCUUUGUCGCUCUGGAUGAGUACCGCGACAGAAAGAAAGGAGGACAUCUCACAUCUGCCAAAGGGGAUUGGCUUCAACUCCAAGACCCUGUUUUUCUCAACUCACUCGAAGUUAACACCUCGUCCGACUUCCCUAUCAAAUCCAUCUUAAAUCAAAUUAAAAGAUCGUUCCGGUAA